UGCUUGGUGUUGGGUCUGGGUUGGCUUCAGUAUUUCUAAUUACCAAGAGAAGAGAAUAUGAGUCGCUUGGGCUUGAACUGAGAGCGUCGCAGGAUUUCUCAUUGUUAGGACGCCGUAGGGUGCGAGCCGCGUUUGUCCGGAUGGAUGAGCAGCCUGGGCUUGUGGUGGCGAAACCGUGAAGGGAUCCCUCGGUGGACGCCCUUGAGAAGGCCGGCGUUGGCUGAACCUGGUGGUCCGCCGAGCUGCCGCGGAAAUUCCGGAGGGAAAAGGCUGGUGCUGCUGCAUGUUAGAUAUGGAUUAUUUUAAGUCUCAUCACAGUUUUUUCCUCCCAGUUGGAAGAGACUGUUUUUAACUAUGCUGGACCAAUCUGUGUUGAAACUAAUGAAUGGAUCCCUCCUCACUGACGUGUGGAAGUACUUUGGAACAUGCGGUUUGUGGAAGAAGCACUUUAAGAAAAGUAGCUGCAGCUGAAAGAUUCAGUCUGUUCACAUGAAAAAUGAGAACUGCUUGUUGCUUCAGGGACUUAAAAGCAAGCUUCCAGUCACGACCUGCCUCUUUUACAUCUAAGGUUGUGAGCUAACCUCAUGGAGCAAUUUCAAACUCCACCCCCUUUAUUAUAGGCACAUUGUUCUUCGUGGGGUGAAUAGGCUUGCUUUGUGUUGAGUGGCAGGGCUGUUGACAAGGCUUCUGUGUGUGCUUCACUUACCAGCAGCCGAAGGAGGGCAGGAAGACAAUGAGCCAGAGAGGGCUGAAUAUUUCAGCAACCUCUGAUUUAGGUUGAUUUAGCCAUGAGCCAGCCGCCUAGUGGAGGCGGUGCUGCAACCGUCUCUCCUCGUUUGCUUCCUGAGGGCAGCAGCAGCCGAACUAAGCAGCAGCGUGCAUUCUCUCCAGGCAGACCCAAGGAGUCUCUUGUCCGCCAGCCCUUGCCAGCUGCCAAUUCAUCCCGCUUCACAGCAGCAGCUGCAGUUCCUGUCUCGAAAGCAAGCUCUACCCGGCAGCAGUUAUUGCAGCAGUCACCAAUAGGGCAGAAAACUAGCCGGGUCAAGGGUGGAGGAACAGAAGGAGACAAGCUGCCCUUACAGGCUACAUCAACAAGGAGUUCAGUUCUGUUGGGAGCUGUCCAUGCCGGGGAUGGUGCUGAAGAGCAGCCUGCCUCAUUCCUGGUCUCGGCGGGAGGGUGUCCCAGACCAAAUCCUGGGCCUGCAGCUGAAGCACAAGAGGCACCUCCCAAAGACACUGAACUUACAGGUCUUAGAGCUGGAGAACAACAGCUUGUAUCAGGAGGGAAGGGGGAAAGGGUGGGUAGUUUUGUGCUUUCUCAGCUGCCAUCCAAGAGCUGGAACAGGGGUAAAACAAACAAGAAGAGUGCAGGAGAGGCAACUUCAGCUUCUUCGUCGCUUUGUGGUUCAGGGAAAGGCCAGGCUGUAUCAGUGAACAAUGGCAAUUACUGGAAAGAAGGAUGCCUGCAAAGUGAGCUCAUUCAGUUUCAUCUCAGGAAAGGGUUAUCAGCAACCCAGAUGCAGAACAAAGGCAACAACAAAGCUAAUGGCAAUGUGGGCAGUUUGCCCUCCUCGACUUCCUCCUCCUCCAUGGUGCUGCCUGAAAAUGAAAGUAGCAGUGGCCUCAGUGGAACUAUGGAAGACAACACAACCCAGGAAUCCCAGCAGCAGCAGCAGGAGCUACAGGAAGAGAUGGAGAAACUGGAGGAGGAGAAUGAAAACCUCAAGAAUGAAAUAGAUGAACUUAGAACUGAAAUGGAUGAGAUGAGGGACAGCUUUUUUGAAGAGGAUGCUUGCCAGCUUCAGGAAGUGCGCCAUGAAUUGGAAAGAGCUAACAAAAACUGUAGAAUCCUUCAGUAUCGUCUUCGAAAAGCAGAGCGGAAGAAGCUCCGUUAUGCACAAACUGGAGAAAUUGAUGGAGAACUUCUUCGUAGCUUGGAACAGGAUUUAAAGGUUGCAAAAGAUGUUUCUGUAAGACUUCACCAUGAGUUGGAAAACGUGGAAGAAAAACGCUCCACCACAGAAGAUGAAAAUGAAAAGUUAAGGCAGCAGCUGAUAGAAGCUGAGAUUACUAAACACGCUCUUCAGAAUGAAUUUGACAAAGUGAAAGAGUGUAUGAAAAGAAGAGGAAGCAAAGAUUUGCAAAAAUCAGAAAAAAGGUCACAACAGAUGUCUGCUGAGGAGGAUAGUGAAGAUCUGAAAUGCCAGUUGCAGUUUGUCAAAGAAGAGGCUGCUCUGAUGAGGAAAAAAUUAGCCAAAGUGGACAAGGAGAAGGACAGAUUUGAGCAUGAUCUUCAGAAAUAUAGGUCAUUUUAUGGUGAUCUAGACAGUCCCUUACCAAAAGGGGAAGCAGGAGGUCCACCUAGCACAAGAGAAGCAGAACUCAAGCUCCGUCUGAGGUUAGUUGAGGAAGAAGCCAAUAUCCUUGGAAGAAAAAUAGUGGAACUGGAAGUGGAGAACAGAGGACUGAAAGCAGAGCUUGAUGACUUAAGAGGAGAUGAUUUCUCAGGGGCAGCCAACCCGCUCCUGGGAGACCCCAAUGAAUCUCUGUCAGAGUUAAGGCAGCAUCUGCAGUUAGUUGAAGAUGAGACUGAACUGUUGAGGAGGAACUUAACUGAUGCAGAAGAACAAAACAAACGUGUCACUGCGGAGCUGAACAAAUACAAAUACAAGAGUGGAACUCACGAUAGUUCACGACACCAUGACAGUCCCAAAGCAGAAAUACUUCAGGAAGAACUGAAGGCUGCCCGCAUGCAAAUUAAUGAACUCAGCGGCAAAGUCAUGCAGCUCCAAUAUGAGAACAGAAUACUGAUGUCCAAUAUGCAGCGCUAUGAUUUGGCCUCUCAUUUGGGGAUCCGAGGGAGUCCCAGGGACAGCGAUGCUGAAAGUGAGACAGGGAAGAAAGAAAGUGAUGAGGAUACUCGCCCCCCUCACCGCAAAAGAGAAGGGCCCAUUGGGGGAGAAAGUGACUCAGAGGAGGUCCGCAACGUCCGUUGCUUGACCCCCACAAGAUCCUUCUAUCCAACCCCAGUAGGAUGGCAGAAAAGCUUUAAUGACCGGCAGCAAACCAAGGACAUCCGCUGUGAAGCUGAACGUCUGGGCAAGACUAUUGACCGUUUGAUUUCUGACACCAGUACUAUCAUAACUGAAGCAAGAAUUUAUGUGACAAACGGGGACCUGUUUGGACUUCUGGACGAUGAAGACGAUGGAAGUAGGAUACGGGAACACGAACUUCUUCAUCGGAUCAAUGCCCAGAUGAAGGCAUUUAGAAAAGAACUCCAGGCCUUCAUUGACAGACUAGAAGUUCCAAAGCUUUCAGAUGAUCGAAGUACAGAUGAACCUUUGUCAGUGAGUCAGAUGUUCCAGCCUAUCAUUUUACUUAUUCUCAUCCUUGUCUUGUUUUCAUCCCUUUCUUACACAACAAUAUUUAAACUUGUCUUCCUUUUCACAUUGUUCUUUGUGCUGUAGACAUUUUUAAAAUCAUUUUACCAUUUGUUAUAAAGUUAUUUUCAGUUUGUUUUAUGUUGUCCAUCUUCCCAAGCUACAAAGUUCAAGAGCUAUAGUUUCUGUAGUAAUCAUUGCUGUAAAAACACUGAAGACUGUUUGAUAGGAAGAAGACAAACCCACCUUCAUGCCAAAAUGUAGAUGUUGCAAGCAGCCCGAACCAAAAAAGCUCCAAUCAAAGCUGAACUAGCAUCAUCCAAAUAGCCAGGAUCUAGAAGUUCAUUCAGAUUUGGAGUGUCCAUCUAGAGAUUGAAUGGAACAGCUGUUGAGGAACAGUUUAUCUCUUUGUGUGGUCAGAAAAAUACUUUCUUCACUAUGCCUUGCUACAGAUUAAAACUACCAAAUGAUUUGGCUUGUUUUCAAGAGAAAAAAAACACUGGAUCAUGAUGAUACUGAAUUCUGGAAUUUUUUGCAAUUAGACUUAGAUAGUAAUGGAUUACCACUAUUCUAUGAAGGCAAAGAGCUACACUGGUGUCAAUCUUGAGAGGUACAUUUGUAAGUUCUGAUAUGAAAGAAAACCUUCCUGGGGGCACUAACAUCAGCCAGAAAAAUGAGGGACCUUCAUUUCUUUUGUUCUUCAAAUGUGAGGUUAUUUAUGGAGACACUAGGUUUGACCCUUUGCAGCCAUCCUACGUAUCUUUUACCUUAAUCCUGGUGGUGCCUAGAAGAAACUUGCUUUGAUUGACUGGAAUUAUUUUAUCAGAAGGGAAAGUGCUAUUUUUAGUAAAGCUGCCUCUUGUCUCCAUAUUCUUUGAACUUGAGUAAACAGAAAGAACAGCUCUGUAAUACAUUUUUUCCUUCUGCUAAAGCAAAGAAUCAAGUAAACUUUCCUGACCAAAUGUACAAUUCUUUUAGUUAUUUCCAUCCAGUUUAGCAACAUUUUUGGUUCCAAGAGGUACAUAAUUGACAAAAUGUCUGGCAACACCUAACACCUCAAUAAUAAGAAAAUGAUAUUUUGGAAGACAGUGUGCAAUUUACUGAACCGUUACCCUCUUACUUUUCACACAAUCAAAAGUUUAUUUUAAAGAUUUAGACACACACAAAAAAGAACAGAUCUGCACAUGGGGAGAGAAAUGCAACAUGAACAAGCAGUUUUUCAAAAAGAAAGGCACAAGAUGAGACAGCUGACAUAAGAUGGAUAAGGAUGACUAUAAGAGAAUUUAAGAAUGAAGUUUACCUUUCCUUUCGCAGUGUUUCUCAACC
Messenger RNA from Crotalus tigris (Tiger rattlesnake), 4706 nucleotides. It is a transcript of the gene MTCL3, whose product is annotated as SOGA family member 3. Bases 789 to 3467 code for a protein of 892 amino acids. The record is from RefSeq and is a predicted model, not a curated record. The transcript is spliced from 9 exons. NCBI's taxonomy places the organism in Eukaryota, Metazoa, Chordata, Lepidosauria, Squamata, Viperidae. Gene Ontology annotation, biological process: regulation of autophagy.